Molecule: messenger RNA, 921 nt
Organism: Protopolystoma xenopodis
Lineage: Eukaryota; Metazoa; Platyhelminthes; Monogenea; Polystomatidea; Polystomatidae
Source: the annotation of a GenBank genome assembly
UAUUUGCAGCUGGGACGGGCUCCCCCCGAUAUGCAUGCAUUUGUCCAUAUUCCAAACGAUGCUGAUGAUGUUGCUCUUUUAAAAAGGAGAAUCCCGCUUUUUUUCAAUACAAAGGUUGAUAUUUAUGCCGAUAAAUUGAAACUCUCUGGGACAAGCUCGCAAAUAGACGCCGCUCAGGUACGCCCUGAGUCUAUAUCUGUCAUAUACCUAGCUGCAGAUUGCGUUUCUUUAUUUCAUUUGGAUUCCUUGAUACGAUUUUUUGAAACUCUUUAUGGCGUUAUACUAUCUGUUCGCCAUGAUGGCUUACUUCUCUUGCGAGGCAGUCUUUCCGCAAACGAAAAGUUUAGUGAUGACGUUAAAGACCUUGAGCACCUAGUCAAAAUAUCAACCGGGCGUUUGUCUGAUUUUAAACUAGAGUCUCUUGCCAUUCUCUGUGGGCACUAUGGGAUUGCAUUUACGGAACUUGUAUCAUGUUCUGAUUCCCUAAAAAUGGCGUUAUUCGUUUUUUUGUCAUCCGCGCGUACCGAGCAUAAAACUGUCGAUUUGUGUUCUGACUCCUUUAUAGAGGUAUACAAAAGCAACACUCCAUAUCCUUAUAAAGAGAAUCAAUCCCCGCAUACUGAUAAAAUUCCUGGGCCCGUAAUCAUGUCAGGCUCCCGAGCCUAUGGCAGCGGUGAUGAAGGCCAGAGAAAAAAGCAUAGGCCUCUUUAUCGAACUCGAUCAGGAAGUAGAAUACAUGCUCAAAUAAUUGCUAAUCGAGAAUCUUGUUCAGAUUCUUCCCCAGAUUUGCAUGAGUCAUUUAAAGGAAAAAAGGAUGAUAUUCAAGCAAACGGAGAGCCCAUAACGUUCACAAAUAAACAAAAUCAAAAGUCAUUUCUUAGGCCUGUGGUCCUUGAUGGGACAAACAUAGCUUUCCAGUAA